This is a messenger RNA of Microsporum canis CBS 113480, 1653 nucleotides long. Its product is annotated as NCS1 nucleoside transporter family protein. Lineage: Eukaryota; Fungi; Ascomycota; Eurotiomycetes; Onygenales; Arthrodermataceae. Gene Ontology annotation, biological process: transmembrane transport; nucleobase transport. The record is from RefSeq and is a predicted model, not a curated record. Gene Ontology annotation, cellular component: plasma membrane. The coding region runs from base 1 to 1653 and encodes 550 amino acids. The transcript has 10 exons. Gene Ontology annotation, molecular function: nucleobase transmembrane transporter activity.
AUGGUGGAUUGGGAGAAGUUAAAGCGCAAGCUUGCCGUUGGGAACUACAAAAGACCGAUAGAGGAAGACACUUAUUAUAAGAACACGAUAUGGUGUAAUAGGGAUUUGAUACCCAUUCCUCCCGAGCGACGGACCUGGGGUGCUCUGGGCUACAUCGGAUACUGGAUGGUUUCUGGGUCAUGCAUUUCAGCAUGGACGAUCGGAAGCACCCUGCUAGCAUUUGGACUUAGUCCGCAGCAGGCCAUUGGUUGUGUUGUAUGUUCCUCUUUUGCUUGGACUCCAACUACGUCGGCUGACACCCGACACCACAUUGGGUUCACUGUUGCCUCACGAUUCUCAUGGGGCAUGAGAGGAGCAUAUUGUACGUUUGCCGCAGCCCUUAGUGGAGAAACCGAGCUGAUACUGUUCGCAGUCCCUGUCAUUCUCCGAUGCUUCCUAGGGUGUAUCUGGUUUGGGAUACAGUCGUACUGGGGAGGCCAGGCGACCAGAGUCCUAAUAGGAGCCGUUAUUCCAGGGUUCGCGCACCUAAAGAAUAGCUUUUCCGAGAGCUCACACCUAUUGACCAACGACUUCAUCGGAAUGGUUAUCUGGUACCUUAUCUUCCUACCAUUGCUCCUGAUCUCGCCUGAGCGGCUUCAAGUUCCUUUUGGUAUUUCCUUCAUCUUAUUCGGGACAACUUGCAUUGGUCUUUUGACCUGGGCAGUAAAAACUGCCGGGGGACCUGGGUCGAUGUUCCACCAACCUGCAGCUACAGACUCGGUGGGAUGGGGUAUGAUGUUUGGCAUAUCAUCUAUCCUGGGAGCGUGGGGUGGAGGGACCCUGAGCCAAUCUGACUGGACUCGUUAUGCAAAUCGUCCGUUGGCACCAUCGUUAUCUCAAUUAAUUGCCGCGCCGGCUACCCUUACUAUCACAGCUAUGAUUGGUAUAAUAGUUACCAGCGCAGCAAAUGAUAUUCUUGGUCGAGUUAUUUGGAAUCCUAUCGAGCUCCUUGCUACUAUGCAGGAUCAUUAUCAUUCAAGUCCACGGAUUCGGGCUGGCGUGUUCUUUGCUUCUAUAGGGACCAUUUCGACGCAGCUUGCUAUCUCGCUCGUCCUGAACUCUGUGUCAGCCGGAAUGGAUCUAGCCGGACUGCAGCCAAAGUAUAUCAACAUUCGGAGAGGAAGUUAUUUUAUGGCUAUCAUUGGCCUUGUAUCUCAGCCAUGGCAACUGCUUACCAGCGCGGAUAAGUUUCUUACCAUACUCUCCAGCUUCGGAAUAUUCAUGGCUCCUCUGGCUGGUAUCAUGCUAUCAGACUACCUCAUCAUUAGGCGUCAGCGAUUGCGUAUAUGUGACUUGUAUAAAGGGGAUACAUCUUCCAUAUACUGGUAUUGGCAUGGCUUUAACUGGCGUGGUGCCGUAUCGUUUGCUCUCAGUAUAUGGCCCGAAAUCCCUGGGCUCAUCGCAACCGUCAACAAAAUAAAAUCACCGGCACUACAGGGUUGGGUUAAGUUAUUCAACCUUACAUUCUUUGUUGGCCUUGUAAUGGGGUUCUUUUGGAUGACCAUGCUUUCUUACGUCUUCCCGCCACCAGGGCUUGGUGAAGAAGCUCCGUUCGUGGAAGACUUUUCUCAGCCUGAGAAGGUGGUUAAAGAAACUGAAAUGGCGUUGAACUGA